CUUCUGCGACUGUCAGGGUCAACAACGCAUUCGCUCGACUACAAGCAGUUCUGGGAACAUCUUCUACAAGAAUUACGCGUUGGGUUAGAUUCCCUCCUCUUCGAUUUCCGAUGCGCUCAAUUCUCCAGCCAGCAGCCCACUCAUUUCCACUUCACCCUUAAGGCCUACACGCGCCGAGCCCCACCAGCAAACCUCAAAGCGAGCGAGCGCGCAAACUUGCAGUGACAAAGAUAAACCCAAGCAACAUGUCGCCUGUGGCAGACACUCCACGACGACCGGCUUCCAGCAGAGCGCGCAGUACGCGUCCUAAGCCUGCUUCAGCUCCUGACAAAUCAGGCGCGGCGAAUCCCUCCUCCGAGCCUCCUCCCAAGAAAAGAAGAUACAUCCCAGGUGGUCCAGGUGGUGGAGGACGAUACGUUGACGAAGACGGUACAGAAAUACCGGUAGGGGGCACUGGCCCUGGAGGAUACAACUACAUAGGCCCAAGGGGACGUAUUGGUCGCCAGAACGCCGCCAUGGGCAUAGUUCCCCAAAUCUACCACAGAAGAGAUCGGAGUACAAGAACUCGAACGGUCCUUCCCCGUUCACAACAACCGCCUAUGAGGUUCAGCUCUGCCGCUCAGGUCGCCGCGGUUGUGCAAAGUGAUGGAUAUAAGCCACGAGAAGAACGUGCCUGGGAGGAAUUCCACCCCAACCUAGAUAUCGAUGCAGCACUUCGUGCCUUCAGCGCAGCUGAGGUUGAAGGCAUUGAAGAAUCGAGACCUGUUACCCCUGGAGCCCCACAGUCAGGGGAAGGUUCCACCAACGGCCUUCGCACUCCAAAUGGCAUCGAAGGCACCAAGACGAAGAGUGAAGGUGCGCCAACUCCUACCGGAUCUUUGAAUGGUGACCUCUUGACCCUCGCCAUACCUGGAACUCCUGGUGGUGGCAAGAGAAGACCCGGGCGACCGCCUAAAGACCCAGUUGCGUUCUUUGCUGCUCGAGCGGCGAAACUUGGAAAGGGUCUCAGCCCCAGUUCUAGCACACCAAAGGCCAUCAAGAUAAUGCCCCCAGUGACCAAUAUAAACGCCAAAGAAAGAUUAACUUUGCCACAACCUUCAUACAGAAAGACUGAUACCCUUGCUCGCUUUGAAGAUAAAGCUUUAGGACUAGUGCGAUAUGUGGACAAAUCAAUGGCCAAUGUAGGAUACCAAGAAAGCGAUAUCUUUGUGCGUCCGGAACGUACUCUCAUCAAAGUUUCUGACGGAAACUUGGACGAGGAUCUGGAUCUUGGCCCUGGAUACAAGGGUGAUGGUGAAGCCAUCGUGACUCUUGGAAGUGGUGGUGUCGGCCGAGUUGAAUAUGACAUGGACGAACAAGACGAUAGAUGGUUGGAAACCUAUAAUGCUGAGCGGAAAGCAUUGGAUUUCGAGCCAAUCACACGAGAGAUAUUCGAGAUCACGAUCACGAAGAUCGAGAAGGAAUGGCACGCGCUAGAGAAGCGCAUACCAAAACCAAAUCCUAAACCACCACAAACUCAUCGACCCAGAUCUAGUUCAGCUGCUGCUGUCAAUGGUGAGCCUCAGGUUGGCGAAGAACAGGACAGCAAAUGUGCUAUUUGCGACGAUGGGGACUGUGAAAACACGAAUGCCAUCGUCUUCUGUGACGGCUGCGAUUUAGCUGUGCAUCAAGAGUGUUAUGGUGUUCCUUUCAUUCCAGAAGGUCAAUGGUUAUGCCGCAAAUGCCAAUUAAUUGGGAGAGGCAUUCCGACAUGCAUCUUCUGUCCAAAUACCGAUGGCGCAUUCAAACAGACAAAUGCUUCCAAAUGGGCACAUUUACUCUGUGCCAUGUGGAUUCCAGAAGUCUCCCUUGGCAACCACACUUUCAUGGAACCAGUUAUGGAAGUUGAAAAGGUACCGAAGAAUCGAUGGAGAUUAACCUGCUACUUGUGCAAUCAGAAGAUGGGAGCUUGCAUUCAGUGUGGUAACAAAGCCUGCUACCAAGCUUUCCAUGUCACAUGUGCAAGAAGAGCUCGACUCUUUUUGAAGAUGAAAAACCAGCAUGGCACUCUGGCUGUCCUCGACGGUUCCACUGUUUUGAAAGCAUUCUGUGACAAGCACUGCCCCUCUGAUUAUGCCAAGGAGAACGACGUUGCUCGUGCCGCCCGGGAUGCCAGAAACUUCUACAAGCGGACGAUGCGUGGACGACUCUGGGCUGAUAGUCAAGCUUCAGCUCUUGCGAUGGCUGCUACCCAUCGGCAUGCUGUCACUGAACACCAACCUGAUGAAUCACAACUCACUGGUGCGAAAGUUGCAUUGACUCUCAGUGACAACAAGAAGAAAGGGAACCAACCUCAAAAGUCAAUCUGGAAACUUCCUUCGGGAGCGCCUGUCAUUCCAAAGUACUGCUUUGAUAAUGUCGAGAAGUCCCUUCAGCGAUUUACAAUCCAUAAGCGUAAGGAUUAUGCUGCUGACGCAUGUCGUUACUGGACCUUGAAGCGAGAAGCCCGCCGUGGUGCAGCUUUACUCAAACGCCUGCAACUACAAAUGGAAACAUUCUCUUCCAUGGAGAUUACUCGCAGAAACUUCGCAGGCAUGGGCCAUGCUGGUCGACCGAGACUUCAAAGACGCAUCGAAUUCGCACAGAAUCUGGUACAAGACUUGGAAAAGUUAAAAGUUCUUGCCGACGAUAUUGUCUUGCGUGAAGCAGAGAAGAUGAAUGGAGUCCGAUUGGAGGUUGACGUCGUGGAUACGGUUUAUUUCCCUGUUGCCAAGUUCUUACCUCCUGUGCUUGAUAAGUCUCUCGUACUUGAUAUUAAAUUGGUCUUCACGGAUGCUUUGCUCAAGCUCCAAGGAAGAGUCGAUGGUCGCUUCUACACCACUGCAACGUCAUUUUCACAUGACUUUAGCGAAGUAUUCCGACAUGGAAUUAUCAACGAACCAGUUCCCAAGCCGGAAACGGCAGCUUCCAAAGAACUCGAGAGAUCAUCUAACAUCAAGAAGACUCCACUGGAUAUGAAAGAGCGUCGACGACUAGCCAAGAGAAUAGUCAAAGCUGUCCAGCCACUUCUAGAAGCUGCAGUUCGCGCUGAGGCUGAGAUCAGUAGUAAACCAGUGGACCGAGAGAUCAAGCUUCUGGAACAAUUACUUGACUCCUGUUUACAAGCAGGUAACGACUCACUUUCCGUGUCUCUGGGUGAUGGUUCUGUUGGCGAACGUGAAGUCGAGCACGAUGCUGAAUUGGCUGAGUCUAAUGGAAAUGGCACCAUCCACGUGAAUGGGGACUCGACUGAGACUAUUGAUGAGCACGAUAAGGGCGACUCUGCCGAUGUGGAUAUGCAGGAUGAUAAUGCUCCAGGCGAAGACGAAAACACGAUCGUGGCUGCAACUCCUGCUGAUGACACCAUUGAUACUGGUCCUGUUACUCGGGCCAACAAGAGCUCCCCAUCAAAGGCCAGUGUCACAAAAUCUACCAAUACACCUCCUGACACGAACGGCUAUGUGCAAGCUCCUGAGGUUGUACAACCUGCUCCUCCAACACCACCAGUCUCAAAUGGUGAUACCAACACGGAUGCCGACAUUCUGACCAAUGGUGGUAUUCCUUGGUACGUCAAGGAUUUCGAGCCAGAAGGAACCAGUCUUAUUCCGGGCAAAGAUGCCAUGUCGAGUUUCAGCGAGGAGCUCAGCGAAAUGGAUGAGGAUGAUCUUAGAGGCCUAGGAGCAGAUGUGGCUGCUGGAGAAGCUGCUGGAGCUGUCAUUGCUAGUCCCACAAAGCCGAAGAAAAGCAAAGCCAAGAAGAAAGGAAAGGGCAGACGAUGAAUUUGAAGCUAAGAAAACGAUGGAGGCGAGCCUUUUUCGUUGAGAUGUAUUUGAUACUGUAUCAUAGAUCUCCGCGCCGCUAUUCAAUACCCGGAGUAUGGUGCUUUGGGGUCAUGGAGUCCUUUGAUAUCGGUGGAUCACUUGGUCUGCUUUGCUCGCUUUUCCGGAGGAUGCCACAUGAAGCUAUAAUUUUGUAGUCAACGUACCUUGUAGUAUUACUUUAGCUUAGUCGAGAGGGCUCGAAAUCGCGUGAAUUUCAAUGGAUCAAGC
Mollisia scopiformis is the source of this 4067-nucleotide messenger RNA. RefSeq lists its product as uncharacterized. Bases 246 to 3797 code for a protein of 1183 amino acids. NCBI's taxonomy places the organism in Eukaryota, Fungi, Ascomycota, Leotiomycetes, Helotiales, Mollisiaceae. Gene Ontology annotation, biological process: regulation of transcription by RNA polymerase II. The record is from RefSeq and is a predicted model, not a curated record. The transcript has 3 exons.